GAGCUGUUUUCCGCUCCCCAUACCCUGGGCUAUUCCAGCCUGGGGCUGCCAGGGAGGCUGCGGGUUCGUUGGGCCCGCCUUGCCGAGCCAAGCUAGAGAAAUGAUCCCCGCCUCGCAGCGUGUCGUUUGAGAAGGGGCAGCCCUGGCUGGGUGGCAGGCCAGCCGCGGCGCGGGACGCGGGCCAGAAGGGGCGUAUCGUCGUCCCUUGCUGCUGCUGAAUGUCGACUCCAGACGAUGCGGAGAGGCUCUCGCCGCUCGCCCAGAGAUGGCCCCGCGCGAGCAAGUUCCUCCUGUCGGGCUGCGCGGCCACCGUGGCCGAGCUAGCAACCUUUCCCCUCGACCUCACAAAAACUCGACUUCAAAUACAAGGAGAAGCCGCCCUUGCUCGGUUGGGAGAUGGUGCAGCAGAGUCUGCUCCAUACAGGGGCAUGGUACGCACCGCCCUAGGGAUUGUCCAGGAGGAAGGCUUUCUAAAGCUCUGGCAAGGAGUGACACCCGCCAUUUACAGACACAUAGUGUAUUCUGGAGGUCGAAUGGUCACUUAUGAACAUCUCCGUGAAGUUGUAUUUGGCAAAAGUGAAGAUAAGCAUUAUCCCCUUUGGAAAUCAGUGAUUGGAGGGAUGAUGGCUGGUGUUGUUGGCCAAUUUUUAGCCAACCCCACUGACCUAGUGAAGGUUCAAAUGCAAAUGGAAGGAAAAAGGAAACUUGAAGGAAAACCACUGCGAUUUCGUGGUGUGCAUCAUGCCUUUGCAAAAAUCUUAGCUGAAGGAGGAAUUCGUGGGCUUUGGGCAGGCUGGGUACCCAAUAUACAAAGAGCAGCGCUGGUGAAUAUGGGAGAUUUAACCACUUAUGACACAGUAAAACACUACUUGGUAUUGAACACUCCACUUGAGGACAACAUCGUGACUCACGGCUUAUCAAGUUUAUGCUCUGGACUGGUAGCUUCUAUUCUGGGAACACCUGCUGAUGUCAUCAAAAGCCGAAUAAUGAAUCAACCACGAGAUAAACAAGGAAGGGGCCUUCUGUAUAAAUCAUCUACUGACUGCUUGAUUCAAGCUGUUCAAGGAGAAGGAUUCCUGAGUCUCUAUAAAGGAUUUUUACCAUCUUGGCUUCGAAUGACCCCUUGGUCACUGGUGUUCUGGCUUACUUAUGAAAAAAUCAGAGAGAUGAGUGGAGUCAGUCCAUUUUAAGCCCUUAAAGAUACAGUGUUCAGUAUCAUUGAAAUGCGGGCAUCUGCAACACACACCCCCUAUUAUUUCUACCUCUUUAGGAAGACACCUUACUCCACAGAGACUGUGAUUUAUAGGGGGCAGCACUUUAUUUUUACCUGGAAACCCAAGUUCUCUUUGACUCCUCUUUUUGUUCACAAGCAAUCUGAUUGGAUCACACAAGACAACCCAAUGAGACCCCAGCACAGCAUUUUCUAAGGAAGGAUCAAAUCCUGACCACUUAACUUGAGCGAGAAGAUUCAAGCUUUGAGAUGCUAUGCUCUAGAGCCUGCUUAGAGGAGAAAGUGCCAGAAGGGAGACAGCAUCUCAGACCUGAAGUGGACAGUAGGGAUGUGGAAAAAUACAUCCGUACAUAGGGACCAAGGAAUAUACUUAACGUGUUGUGUCAGUAUUUACAACUGAAAUCUGAUAAUUCACUUUUCUAUUGUCAUUAAAGUGCAUAUACUAUAAACUGAAGGGAGGUGAAUGAAGAAACAUUUUGAGUUUCCCUAGUGUUGAAGGAGGUUGAUGCACCUUUUCUUGCCAGGAGAGUGAAAAAAAAAAGUCUGGAUCUCAAGGGAAGAAGCCUCAUUCCCUCAGUGCCCUGUGAUCUGUGCUCCUUGGUUAGGUCUCUGCCACAUCGGCUAAAGACUUCCUGACAGCCACAGACCACAUCUGAAUGAAAACAGAAAAGAAUGUCUGCUUUGUCACUAGCUCUCAAGAAUCUCCAUAUAUGAAAAACGGGGCUUAUUUGAUUAAAGCUCAGGUGGACAGGUCCUUUUAAUAAAGAAACAUCUGGUAUCAUCAGUCUCUCAGUGGCAUUUAACAGCAAAGGUAACAUGAGGUCAGCCGACAUACAGCCUCUCUUAAUCCCCCCUUCCCUAACUCUAAGGGCCUGAGAGAGAGGGAGGGAGAACUCAGAAAUCACACGAAAGCUGUCUUACUCAGUCUGACAAAGCUUCCUGCCUAAAAAGUGAUUGUAUAAACUGCCUGUGGUACACAGUUAUGUCUCCAGUCACUGAAUCAUAUCCCAUUUCUUAGAAAGGUGAGAGAUUUCUUCACAUUCACCUCCGUGGCACCUGUUCCCCCAGCCUCAGACACUGGGCAUUUCUGGAUGGAUAGCUACAGUUAUGGGAAAAGCCUGUAACUGUCAAAAUAGGAAAACUCCAAAAGCUCAGACCCAAGAGAGACACUGGCGCUGACCAAACAGGAUGUAUCAUGGGUAUGAAUGAUGUUGAAGGGAAAAAAGUUUACAAGUGCUCUGUGGUUGCCCUAAUGUAUAAUCACUGCCAUUUAAGAGGGAACGUAUACUUUAAAAUAUAUUAAUGUGAUGUACUAAUAUGUAGUGGCUUAUUUUUUUAAUAGAAUUUACAGAACGUGGAGUUUAAUCUCUUAAAAUCAUUAGGCGGUCUACUUUUCCAUUGUAUUUGUCAACCUGUAUGAACUGUUGUUAAAUAUACUUAAAAUAAUAAUAUGUACUUAAGUUCUCAAAUUAUCUGUAUUGGAACCACUUUAGGAAACUUUGUUUUUUGUGUGUAUUUUAUCAUUUUGUAAACCAAGUAAAUAUUAGAUCAAAAUAAUUAUAUGCAAACUGGACCAUGGAAAAAUUUAUUUAACUUUAUUCUUUGAGGGGCUUGAGGUGAAAGCAUUGCUUACAUAGUGAGACUAUUCCUUGAUGUCUGGAUUGGAAUGAUUGGAUUUAAAAAAAAAAAACCUGAAAUGACUCCUUGGGAUGGUCUGGUUUAACUGUCUUAUUUUCUAUGUUAGGAGACUGAGGCCUGGAGAAGUAGAGUUGUUCAUGCUCAUAAUUUAUUCAGUAGCAGAAUCAGGAUAAAAAUACAGAUCUUCUAAUUAUCGUUACCACUGACAGUGUAUAGUUGUUAUACACUAAUUAGGUACUGAGUAAAUGUCUCAUGGCAUUUUUGUAACAUCCCAGUCCAGGACUAUUGAAUCUUCCAAGAACAGGAUUUUCUUUAUGGCAUUUUUUUUGUCAUAGACAUUUUAAAUGAAUUUGAAUUGCCUUUGGCAUACAUUCUAGAAUGGAGUCUAAAACACUUCAGCUAAAACAUGAAGACCCCCAAGAAUCUGACCAAAUCCUGUAGAUGACACGUAUAUCCUAGCACAGUCAUGCUUUUCCAGUGAAAUCAUUUUCAUUAAUGUAUCUUGGAACUUUGCUUUAUUUUACCACCUUGAAAUUGUCUUGUUCCUCUCCGGAAUAACCCACAGUAAAUAAAAAGAAAGAACUUCAGUAAUUUUGUAACUUAACACUUAACACUUGAGUCUCACUUAACACUUCAGUCUCACUUUCUUGUAACAUAACUGUGCUCGGUGUUUAUCUUCAGCUCAGUAUCAAUAAUACUUAACCUCUAAGUUUCUUUUGCUUAGCUUCCACUUUUUCCCCCUUCCCAAAUGAUUUUUUUCUCAUUGAAAAAAUAUAUGUGUUCUUAUUUUUAAUUAUAUACAGUUCUUUGUUCUUUAUAAGUGAAUUAGCAUAUAUCUAAAUAGAGAACAUUUCUUAAAUUUGCUUUCAGUGAGGAAUAAUGUAUCUUCAUCAAGUGCUCCAAAUCCUAUUUUAAUUAUAAGCCACUAGUGGUAGGGCUAGUAGCAUUUAUUUGCCAUUAGGUACUCAACAAAAUUUACAGAUGGUAUGAAUCAAAUAAUUUUGUCUUCAUUAUUUGAAGAUCUGUGACUGUCAAGAGACUAGUCUGAAAUUUCUUUCAUUGUGCUAAGAAAAAAGGAAGGAAACAAAUUCAAGGAAGUCUUAAAUGAGAAACUGAUUUUCUGUCAUCUUUAAAUUUUUAGACAUAACCACUUAUGUAUGAAAACAGAUUCCCUUAGGACCUCUAUUGGAAAAAUCUUUCAUUUGAUACUUGUUGGUUAAAAAAAUCUUUUAAUACUUGGUGGUUACUUGAGGGUGAAAAUAUUUGAUGCUCUUCUCCUCAGUUAAACCAGAACUCUUUUAAAAAUGAUUUCCCCAAAAUACAUAUAUUAUUGAAUGCCAGGAAAUGUGGAGAAAAGGCUGAACUUGGAUUCUCAAGACCUUUAUCCUAUUGGGUUGGUCAAAAAAGUUCAUUUGGGUUUCUCCAUAACGUGGUGUGGAAAAGCCCAAAUGAACUUUUUGGCCAACCCAACAUUUGGGGUUCUACUUCUGACAAAGUAGUAUAAUCAAGUCCCUUCAUUUCUCUUGAUGGUCCAUUUCUUUUUAAGAUGAAGUGGUUGAACUCUUGAAUCUUGCACAUAUACUUGAAGAGGGUCAUUAUAUUAAUGUCAUGUUAAAAAAAGAAAAGAUUUUUAAAAAUUAUUGGGAUUUUCUUUUUCCUGGAUUUACUUAAUUUCUCAUGUUUUACGAUGAGGAAAGUUUUAUUCAGGACUUAGAGCAGAAUACAAGCUUUUUAUGUGGCUGGAAAUCCUUCAACUAGCAGCAGACACAUCAUCCUUCAGGCAACAGUGGGCAUGUCAUCCCACCUUCUUAUGUUCAGUUACUCCUUCACACACGCACAAGAAAAAUUAAAAUCUUUCAUAGUGUACCCAGGCCCCUCUCAACCUGGCUUCAACCCAUUUUUCCAACAUUUGCAUUUCACUGCACACCCACACUCAACCUCCUCACAAAUGCAUCGCCCCUGAAGACGUUCUUCAUUUGGCAGCUUCCCAGGCAAUGUUCAUUUUGUGCUCUUUGCCUAACAUUCUUGCCCACCACUACUACCCAUUCGUCUUCACUUUAACAUCUAGAAUGAUCUCUGAAGACCUGAAGACCUUCAACACCUCUGUUCCUAUGGCUUCCCCUCCUGCGGAUGUCUGUCUGUCUGCAUGGACGUGAGUCUGCUUCCCCUCGAUGAAUGAACUCUUGCAAGCAAGGACUGUCUCUGUUUCUCUUUAAAACUUCAAAUAGAAGUCAAUUAGAAGGAAUCCGUUGAAUUCAGAGAUUGGGUGGGGGUGGGUGGAGAGAAAAAAGCAUGUACACGUGUAAGUCAUAUGCUGUAUUCUUCCUACCUUAUGGAUAAUUAUAUCAGGUCAGUAACACUCGAUUUCAUGCAGUUCCUUACCAUAUGCAGUGCUUAACUGCAUUUUCAAAAGAUCAUGUGUCUUUAAAUGGGUAAUUUUAAAGAAGUAGUCAUCAGUUUAAUAGCUGUCCUACAAAAAUCUAGAACUUGAUAGUUUUAAAUACAAAAUAUUUGGUUGGAUGAUGAGCAGUUAAUAAAUAUGUGAUAUGUUUAUAUUAUCCUUCCUUUUAGAGUGUGUAUGAAAAUUCUGUCACUAUUUGUAUGUACAUUUUACCCAUUCAAGUGUUUUAUUAUUUCUGAAUUCUGAGGAGUAUGUGAUUAUUUUUCUCUCCCCACACUUUACCCCUAGUGGGCUGCUGUGAUUGUCAACAGCAGCAGGAUCCACUUUGAAGGUUUGAUAAAAGCAGAUGAAGAGGCUUAAAGAUGUCUGUUUGCUGAAAAUAUCUGGUAACAAACAGGAAAAUAUGUGAGUAAAUAUAGCGCAUCAUUCUGAUUUUUAAAAUAAAUGCUUUAAAAUGCCUAA
Capra hircus (goat) is the source of this 5732-nucleotide messenger RNA. It is a transcript of the gene SLC25A27, whose product is annotated as solute carrier family 25 member 27. The transcript has 9 exons. Bases 219 to 1190 code for a protein of 323 amino acids. NCBI's taxonomy places the organism in Eukaryota, Metazoa, Chordata, Mammalia, Artiodactyla, Bovidae. Gene Ontology annotation, biological process: response to cold. The record is from RefSeq and is a predicted model, not a curated record.